UGGGAUCUGCAUCAAGUGUCCCCAAAGCCUCAAGCUCAUAGAACCCCAGCUCGCCUUGUCACAUACGCAUUUAGCAAUGGCAGCGCUCCUUCCGUGGCUGGCAUGGUUCAUCAUCACCCUCCUCGCCGUCUACAUCCUCAACCUCCUCGCACAAGCCCGUCGUGGUCUCCCACCGGGACCGCGUCCGCUGCCCAUCGUCGGCAGCCUCCACCUACUCGGCAACCAGCCGCACCGGUCUCUUGCCCGCCUCAGUAAAAUCUACGGCCCGCUCAUGUCCCUGCGCAUGGGCUCGGUCACCACGGUGGUCGUCUCCUCCCCUGAGGUCGCCCGCGAGUUCCUGCAGAGGCACGACGCCGUCUUCACCAACAGGUCUGUGCCGGAUGCCACCGGCAACCAUUCCAGGAACUCCGUGGCCUGGCUUCCGAACGAGCCACGCUGGCGCGCGCUCCGGAAGAGCAUGGGCACCGAGCUGUUCUCGCCGCACAGGCUGGACGCCCUCCAGCACCUGCGGCGGGACAAGGUGCAGGAGCUCGUGCACCACGUCGGGCGGCUUGCUAGCAAUGGAGAGGCGGUGAACGUCGGCCGCGUAGCCUUCAUCACGAGUCUGAAUCUUGUCUCGCGCACCAUCUUCUCCCGAGACAUGACUAGCCUCGACGACCAUGGAGGGUCGAAGGAGUUCCAAGAAUUGGUGGUAGGCAUCAUGGAGGCUGUGGGGAGCCCGAACUUGUCGGACUUCUUCCCGGCGCUCGCCGGGGCCGACCUGCAAGGUUGGCGCCGGAGGUUGGCGCGGCUGUUUGCACGGCAGCACCGAAUCUUCGACACGGAGAUAGACGGGAGGCUGCGUGGCCGCGAGACAGGUGAGCCGAGGAAGAACGACUUUCUCGACCUGUUGCUUGAUGUCGCCGCGAAGGACGAUAACACGGCGGGGCUGGACCGCGACACGCUCCGGUCAAUGUUCACGGAUUUGUUUUCAGCUGGGAGUGAUACAAGCUCUAGCACAGUGGAAUGGGCCAUGGUGGAAUUGCUUCAGAACCCAUUUUCAAUGGCUAAUGCUUGCGAUGAGCUUGCGAGAGUUAUAGGCUCAGGGAAAAGCAUCCAAGAAUCUGAUAUCGGCAAGUUGCCCUAUCUUCAAGCCGUUAUAAAAGAAACAUUUCGAUUGCAUCCUCCUGCUCCGCUGUUGCUACCACGUCAUGCUCAAGUUGAGAUAAAAAUUAUGGGUUACACAAUUUCUAAAGGUUCUCGUGUGCUGGUAAAUGUGUGGGCGAUGGGCCGAGAUAAAGCAAUAUGGCCUGAACCUGACAAAUUUAUGCCCCAGAGAUUUUUGGACAGGACUGUUGACUUAAGGGGUGGAGACUUUGAGCUCAUCCCAUUUGGUGGGGGACGUCGAGUCUGCCCCGGAAUGCCCUUGGCUAUUAGGAUGGUGCAUCUGCUCCUCGCAUCGCUGUUACAUCACUUCAAGUGGAGUCUCCCAGUUGAGGCCGAAAGAAAUGGGGUUGAUAUGACCGAAAAAUUUGGGGUGACACUGACAAAGGCCGUACCUCUUUGUGCUAUAGCUACGCCAAUCUGAAUCAACACGCCAGGCUCCUCAUUGAAAUAUAUAUCAUGCAUGGGGUUUAAAUAAUUGUUCUUGUGUAACAUCCUAUAAUGUUUUAAAAAAUAAGAAGAAAGUCAAUUUCAGUCAA
Messenger RNA from Phragmites australis (common reed), 1682 nucleotides. RefSeq names its product geraniol 8-hydroxylase-like. The coding region runs from base 77 to 1567 and encodes 496 amino acids. Gene Ontology annotation, molecular function: monooxygenase activity; oxidoreductase activity, acting on paired donors, with incorporation or reduction of molecular oxygen; heme binding. The transcript has 2 exons. The record is from RefSeq and is a predicted model, not a curated record. Lineage: Eukaryota; Viridiplantae; Streptophyta; Magnoliopsida; Poales; Poaceae.